UUUUCACCAAACUGGGCAUUCUGAGGACAGCCGAUACAGCGCCAAAGACCAAAAUGACUAAAUUAACCCUUUUAGCAGCACUGGGCAUCUUGCUUACAGUGCAGAUUGUGGCCUCUACAAAGCUGGUGUGCUACAUGACCAACUGGUCUCAGUACCGACCCGGCAAUGGAAAGUUCCUGCCAGAAAACAUUGAUCCAUUCCUCUGCACACAUGUGGUUUAUGCUCUGGCAUCCAUCAGCUUUGAUAAUCAAAUCACUACCGUCGAAUGGAAUGACGAAGUGCUGUACAAGUCACUGAAUGACCUGAAAAAAGUAAAUCCUACAUUGAAGACCAUGCUGUCUGUUGGAGGAUUGGUCAAUGGCGUCAGUCCAUACAUCAGAAUGGUGUCAACUCCAGAAAACCGCAAGGCUUUCAUCCGUUCUGCAAUGCUGUUCCUGCGUCUCCAUGAAUUUGAUGGGAUGGACAUUGACUGGCAGUACCCAGGUCACAAUGGAAGCCCACCAGAAGACAAACAGAGGUUUACUACAUUCAUCAAGGAACUCAGACAAGCUGUGGAACAGGAGGCAGUAGACACAAAGAAAACUCCUCUGGUUCUUUCCUGCAAAGUUUCCGGCAUUAAGUACACUAUUGAGCAUGCUUAUGAGGUUGCUGAAGUUUCAAAUCAGUUGGACUUCUUGACCAUCAUGUCUUAUGACUACCAUGGCCACUGGGACCACGUGACAGGGCACAACAGCCCCCUUUUCCGCAGCUCUUUGGACACUGGAAACAUAAUUCACCACAAUAUCAACUCAUCUGUGGAAUUCUGGUUGGGCGGUGGAGCCCAUGCUGAUAGGCUGCUUCUUGGCUUCCCCACAUACGGACGCACAUUCUUGCUCACCACUUCGCAAACAGGUCUCGGGGCCCCAGCCAAUGGCCCCGCUGACGCCGGCCCUUACACACGUGAAGCAGGAUUCUGGUCCUAUUAUGAGAUUUGCCCCAUGGAAUCAAGCGUCACUAUUGAAUGGAUCAAUGAGCAGAUGGUGCCCUAUGCAGUUCAAGGAAGGGCUUGGGUCGGAUUUGACAACCGUGAAAGUUUUACUGCUAAGGUGCAGUGGCUGAACUCCAUGGGCUUGGGCGGAGCCUCAGUGUGGACCUUAGAUUUAGACGAUUUUUCUGGCCGUUUUUGUUACAACGGAGCUUAUCCUCUUAUCAACCAUUUGCGCAAUGCACUAGGUUUCUCACCCAAGCCCACCACUACGCCACGUCCCACCACUACUGCUGACCCCGUCACCUCUUUCUGUGUUGGCAAACCAGACGGGCUGUACCCCAACCCUUCUGACCAUGGCACUUACUUCCAGUGUUUCCGUGGAAACACAUACCUGCAUAAAUGCCAGCCUGGUCUGGUCUUUUCUGAUGCCUGUAAAUGUUGUGAUUGGCCUUGAACUCCUCCUGUCCAAUACAGCUGUCCAGUCUCCUCUUUUUGUGAUGCAUUACCUCUGCUUCCAACUAUCCAAGCUCAUCAUUUGAAAACAAUAAAUAAAUAAAGUGACAGACAUUUUUAUUUUAUGCAUAAAAGUUUGGAGUUGUGUCUUGUUAAGGUGCUUGCCAUAUUUUUCCUCACAUUUAGUUAAUGAAAAAUCACAAUGUCCUGUUCAGUCCAGUCUAGUUCACUCUUGUUGUUGUGCAGUAAAAACAGUCUCCCCUUUUUAUCUUUUCACUUUCAAUAAAAAUAUUUAUAGCAGUC
Messenger RNA from Carassius auratus (goldfish), 1723 nucleotides. It is a transcript of the gene chia.1, whose product is annotated as chitinase, acidic.1. Gene Ontology annotation, cellular component: extracellular region. The transcript is spliced from 12 exons. Lineage: Eukaryota; Metazoa; Chordata; Actinopteri; Cypriniformes; Cyprinidae. Bases 54 to 1421 code for a protein of 455 amino acids. Gene Ontology annotation, molecular function: chitin binding. The record is from RefSeq and is a predicted model, not a curated record. Gene Ontology annotation, biological process: carbohydrate metabolic process.